Plasmodium vinckei vinckei is the source of this 3855-nucleotide messenger RNA. Its product is annotated as serine/threonine protein kinase, putative. The transcript has a single exon. Gene Ontology annotation, molecular function: protein tyrosine kinase activity; ATP binding; protein serine/threonine kinase activity. Lineage: Eukaryota; Apicomplexa; Aconoidasida; Haemosporida; Plasmodiidae. Gene Ontology annotation, biological process: peptidyl-serine phosphorylation; peptidyl-threonine phosphorylation. Gene Ontology annotation, cellular component: cytoplasm. The record is from RefSeq and is a predicted model, not a curated record. The coding region runs from base 1 to 3855 and encodes 1284 amino acids.
AUGCGAAAUAAAGAAGACGAUUUAAUUUCCCUUUUUAACACAAUUGAAAAGUUUAAUAAUUAUUGUAUAUUAUAUAAAAAGACGAAAUUAAAGGGUUAUAAUUUUUCUAGCAACAUAGUUACAAAAAAUGAAAGAAAUAAAGACAUAAAUGAGUUUCGUAAAAAAUUUAACAAUUUUAUGUAUAAGCUUGGAAAAUUAAAAAGCGAUAUUUUUGAAGAAAACAAAAAAUAUCAACGUAGAGAAAGUAUUGAUAUUAAAUCUGAUGACAUCGAAGAAGGGAUAACUAUGAAUAUAAUAAGUUCAGAUGACAGUUAUAAUCACGAAGAAACCCAAGGUGAUGGGAAUGUGCAUACUAACCCUAAUGGCAAUAAUAAUGAUAAUUUUAAAAAUCGUAAAAAACAUAUAAAUGGGAAUCAUAGCCCAAGGGAGGAUAAUGCAUAUAAUGUAAAAAAAAACGCAGAAACACAUAUUGAAGAAAACAAAGCAUUUUCAAAUUAUGCAAGCAAAUACAACGAUUGUAUAAAAAAUAAAGAAAACUAUUAUACCGAAAUAAGUGAUAGAAUAUAUUCAAAUCAAAGCAAUAAUGUGCAGAUGUCAUCGUCUGAUGUAUACUCACACACAAGCUCAAGCACAGAUGAAAGUAUGAAUAGUGAUUAUAAGAAUGACAACAAUAUAAUAAUUAGUAAAAUGAACAAUAUACUAAUAAAAUAUAUAGGAGGGUUGGAUUAUGCGCUAAAUGUUAGAAGAGUAUCAAAGGAGAAUUUAAUGAGAGAAAUUAAGGAAUUUUACAGAAUGCAUAACAGCCGCAUAAUAUUAGAUGAGUAUUCUACAUACUUAAGUUGUGAAAUUAUAAAUUUUCUAAAACAAAGGCAAGGAAAUAUGGAUAAAAGGAAUGCUAGCAAUAAUAAUAGCAAGGACAACUACAACUAUGACAUAGAUACUAAUGAGAAAUGUGAACAUUUUAUGAAAAAUGGAAAAAUGUUUUUCUAUCUUCCUAGUAAUUACUUUUUUACAAAAUGUUAUGAUGAGCCAGGUUGCGAAGAAAAUUUGUAUAUAUCAAACUGUACAAAUUAUGAAAAAAGUUUAAUUGGGGGUAAUACAUGUAAUUUCUCGAAUAACUCAUUGAGUAUAAGUACUACUAAUUGUAAUAUAUAUGCAGAUAGUAUAUAUAAUAAUCAAAACAACAGAUAUAAUUCUCCCGCGUUUGGGAUUGGAAAUGAUCAGCAAUCUCCUAAAUUUGGAAUACAUGAGACACACAAAAAAAACAACUGCAUAAAUGUAUAUAAAGAUGAAAAUAAAGAAUAUAAUAGGGAUGAAAAGAUAUUUUAUAAUCAAACAUAUGAAAUGGGAGAUAUAUAUUUAGAGGAUGAAAUAAAUAACCAAUUUGAAGAAAUGGAAGAAAAAGGAUAUGAUGAUGAAUUAAGCAAUUGCCAAAAUUCAACAUCGAAACAAUAUUCCAAUUCAUGUAGUUUAUAUAUUUGUAAUGAUGGUAAUUAUUACAAAAAUGACGACGAAUUAAAAAAUUCUAUUAAUAGUAAUAAUAAUAGUAAAACCGAAUAUGACUAUUAUAAUAUGUGUGCAAUAAGUAAUGGAGAAGGAAAAAUACAAAAAAACUUAAGCAGUAACACAAGCGAUUUUUAUCAAAGUAUUAGCAAUUUUUAUAAAGGGAAAGAAAAUUGUAACAACAAUGAUGAUAAUAAUCAUAGUACAGAAAAAAAUAGCAACUUAUAUAUCGGGAAUAGUUCAACUGUUGUUAACAGUAAUGAAACUCGAAUAAUAACAAAUAAAAAUGUAUAUCAAGAAAAGGGAGAAAAUGUGAUUAAUUUGUGCUUUGAUGAUGAAUUAGCAAGUGCUAUGAUAUUAAAUAAUGAAUUUUGUUUAAACAAAAAAGUAGAUAUAAAAUAUGAUACAUUUGUUAAAGAGAAUAAAAAUGUAAACGAACCCGAAAUUUGUUAUGAUGUAAAAAAUAUAACUAAUGAAUUGGAUUAUCACCAAAAUGAAGAAAAUUUAGUAGAAUAUGAAAAAGAUGAAAAACAAUGGAUUAAUGAAUAUUGUGAUGGCGAUUAUAAUUUAUAUAGAUCAGUCCAAUUAAAAAACAGAAAAGAAACUAUUUUAUCAUACGAAAAUAUUGCCGAUAUAUAUAAUAUAAAAGAAGAGGAAAAUGAUAAUGAAGACGAAAAAAAAAAUCCAACUGAACUUGCUAAUAAUAAAAAAAAAAUGAACAUUGUUCAGGUUCGAAAUUGUUCAGAAAGUAAUAAUGGAAAUAAAUAUAACCUGAUGAAUCUAAAGGUUGUGCAUGAAAAGAAUAAAAUCGAUUUUGGUUCUAAUAGUGAGCUUAAAAUGGUUCCUGGCUAUGUUAUUUUAAAUAAAUAUAAAAUAAUAAAAGUUUUGUCUAAAACUACAUUUAGCACAACGUUAAAAUGCUUAAAUUUGGAUUAUAAAAAAGGCAUUAAGAAUAGAGAAGAUAUGUCAAAUCUGUUAACAAAAGAAAAAGCAAGCGAACUGGAAAGUGUGUGCAAAAAAACCAAGGUAAUAUCUGAUAAUCCUAAUAUACCAUUUACUCAAAAUUUAAACAAUAAAUAUCCAUUUAAUAUAACUGGUAUUAAAAAAAAUAAUUAUAAAUAUGUAUGCUUAAAAGUAAUGAAAAAAGGAAAAAGCUAUUUUGAUCAAGGGUUAUUUGAAUUAACGAUUUUAAAUAUGUUAUCUGAAGAGAGUAUUAACCAGACAAGUACGGGGAAUAAUAAAAGCAAUGAUAUUACUGAUUCCACUAGUUUGACUAAUAAAAACAUUAUACAACUUUAUGAUUAUUUUUAUCUGAAAGGGCAUUUAAUAAUAGUGACCGAAUAUAUGGAGAGUGAUUUAUAUAAUUAUUUUAUAAAAAAGGGAAAAUUAGGGACAUUGGGCCAAUUACAAAUACUAACUAAAAAUUUACUUCAAGGAUUGGCGUAUAUUCACUCGAAAAAAUUAAUACAUUGUGAUUUGAAACCUGAGAAUAUUAUGAUAAAUAUAAAAAAGAAAAAAAAGAAAAAGAAGCCCACCCAUCAUCUAAGAGUGAAUAAUAAUGAUGAAACAAGUAAUGCACAAAUUUUAAAUGAUUCCAAUGAAAAAAACCCAUGUUUUAGCAAUAACAGUGAUUUUGACAAAAAUCAUGAGAACAUUUUUAGUAGUGAUCAAUUUAAAGAAAUAAAAAUAAUAGAUUUUAAUAGUUCGAUAUUUGAAUUUGAUAAGUUAGAGAUGUAUGUACAAACACGGUCUUACAGAUCCCCUGAAGUUUGUCUGCAACAUAAUUAUGACUCGAAAAUAGAUAUGUGGAGUCUAGGAUGUAUAUUAUUUGAAUUUUUAACAAAAAAAAUAUUGUUUGAUCAUAAAAACAUAUACCGAUUUAUAUAUUCUAUAGUAUCUUAUAUUGGUUCUUUUCCAUUUUAUAUGAUCAACACAUGUAAAAUACCUUACAUGUUUACAAAGCAUGGGUAUAUGAUACUUAAAAAAAUAGUUUAUUAUUCAAAUGAUGAUGGUUAUCCCAAGGAGGACCAAAUUGAUGAAAUUGAAGAUGAGCCCGUGAUUUUUAACAAAAAUGAUUUUUUCUGUUUAAAUAAAAUGUGCCAUCAAAAUGAUUUAUUAAAAAUUAAAAAUCAAAAUUCAAAAUUCGUACAUAAGCAAACAAAUCAUAAGGUCUAUUAUGAUAUUUGCUAUUCGAGUAAUACACCAUUGGAAAAUAAUUUCCAAAUCGAUGAUUUAUUAUUUAUUAAUUUUCUUUUAUCAUUGUUACAAAUUGAUCCAUGUAAGAGAUUGAGUUCGAAAGAAGCCCUUAACCAUCCAUGGUUAAAGCCUAAUUUAUACCCCGAUGGUUUGUAG